UUGUAUUAUUUUCUCUCCAAUCUCCCUUUUUCUCAUAGUUGUUCAAACUUUUGAACUCUCCUUUGUCCAUAAACUCUAAAUUUCGACUCGGCACGUAAUGGCAUCAAACUCCCCAUGGACGCCUGAAGAAAAUGAGCGAUUCGAGGAUGCUUUAGCUAUGUAUUCCGAGAACACUUCCAACCGGUUUCAUAAGAUAGCCAGGGCAGUAGGGACCAAAACCGUAGAGGAAGUAAGGAGACACUAUGAGAUCCUAGUGAAGGAUAUCAUAAAAAUAGAAACUGACCAAAUACCUUUGCCCAAAUACAGAGUUAUUACAAGCAAUGGCAGAGCAUAUGGUAAUGAACAGAGGCAGCCUAUGAGGAAUGCUAAGCUACAGUGAGCAAAUAUUCAACUACCAUCUGAAGAUCUGAAACUUUUCAGACGCAUAAAUGUAAUAUGUGGUACUGUAAGUGUGAAAGUAGUAAAAAAUAAGGAAAAUACUAUGAUAUGGUAUGUGUAGGUCUUACUGAGUGUAAUUUACUUUGGUUUAAAAUGUAUAAUAUAAUUUGCCUUCUCU
Messenger RNA from Olea europaea var. sylvestris, 556 nucleotides. Its product is annotated as protein RADIALIS-like 6. Gene Ontology annotation, molecular function: DNA-binding transcription factor activity. Lineage: Eukaryota; Viridiplantae; Streptophyta; Magnoliopsida; Lamiales; Oleaceae. The record is from RefSeq and is a predicted model, not a curated record. The transcript is spliced from 2 exons. The coding region runs from base 98 to 379 and encodes 93 amino acids.